CCUUAUCCAAACAUAUAGCGAUUAGCCCUUCUCGCCUUCCAAUUUUUUUUUUUUUUUAUAAUUACUCGUCUUCCAUUUGAGAGCGUUGAGCCCUCUGUCUUUCUUAUUCCUUUCCGUCAGAAUCAGCCUUCCUGUCUAGACUCUAAAUUGUUAUCUGAAUAUAUAGCUUUUGGAUUCAUUUCGGUUAAAUCUAGCACAUACCCUUCGCAUUUAUUCCCUCUUUCUCUAUUCCCCCCCCCCCCCCCUUCUCUCGCGAAGUUUUCCAUUUGAUAACUUCCUCUCAUUCCAACUUGUAAAUUUUUCGUUCUCUUUCUUCUUUUUCUAUCUAGAAAGUUGAUAUUUUGUUUGAUUUCUUUCAGUUUGUCAUAUACCCGUUUCCUCUCUGCCCUCCUUCUGCUUUCUAUCUCUCGUGGCAAUUAUCGAGUUUACAUUCUUCUUCCUGUCUCCAGAAAAGUUAAGUUUUUGAUAUAUUAUCCCAGAUUUGAUAGCUACCUUUUUCCCUCUAGCCUCUAUUUGGGUGUGAUUUUGAGGAGAAGGUGAUGAUGAUGACAAUGGAGAGGAUGAUGGGAAAGGGGGGACUGGAUGAUAUAAUAAGGAGGCUUCUGGAGGGGAAAGGAGGGAAGCAGGUGCAGCUAUCUGAAGGGGAGAUCCGUCAACUCUGCGUCGACGCCAGACAAAUCUUCCUCUCUCAGCCCAAUCUCCUUGAGAUUCGUGCUCCCGUUCGCAUAUGCGGUGACAUACAUGGACAAUUCCGAGAUCUACUGCGGGUUUUUGAAUAUGGUGGCUACCCUCCUGCUGCAAACUACCUCUUUCUCGGUGAUUAUGUAGAUCGAGGCAAGCAAAGUUUGGAGACAAUAUGUCUGCUUCUAGCCUACAAAAUUAGAUAUCCUGAAAAUUUCUUCCUGUUGAGAGGAAACCAUGAAGACGCAAAGAUCAAUCGGAUUUAUGGAUUUUAUGACGAGUGUAAAAGGAGGUUCAACGUUAGGUUAUGGAAAAUAUUUACCGACUGCUUUAAUUGUUUGCCUGUGGCUGCACUCAUCGAUGGGAAGAUACUUUGUAUGCAUGGAGGACUCUCUCAGGAGUUGCAAAAUUUGGAUCAAAUAAAGGAACUUCCCCGGCCUACUGAUGUACCGGAUAGUGGUCUCCUCUGCGAUCUGCUUUGGUCUGAUCCUGAUCCUAAUGUUGAGGGCUGGGCGGAGAGUGAUCGAGGUGUCUCAUGUACUUUUGGACCUGAUAAGGUUGCCGCGUUUUUGGAUGAGAAUGACCUUGAUCUCAUUUGCCGAGGUCAUCAGGUGGUGGAGGAUGGAUAUGAAUUUUUCGCUAAAAGAAGACUAGUCACAAUAUUUUCAGCUCCAAACUAUGGUGGAGAGUUUGACAAUGUCGGUGCUCUAUUAAGCGUUGAUGAAUCUUUGGUGUGUUCUUUUGAAAUAUUAAAACCACUGGAUAGUAAAGCAUCAGCAAGCGGGUCUAAGUCUAAUACAUCCCGGAUGAAACUUAUAAAGCCCCACUAGGCUGGAAUCAUUUGAUUGUUCAGAGAUUCCUUCUGUCAAAUAGGAGAUACAACUAAAGAAUACAGCAAGCUCAGUUCAUGUUAGGGUUUGAAUUAUUGGUUAAUCGACAGGCUUUGCAAAAGAGAAGCCUUAAUCUUCAUGAUAUUGGAGGUUGCCAAUGAUGAUAUGAUUGAAUUGUAAAUUAUUGUAAGAACUGUAGAUUGAUAACUCUUCCGUGCAGAUGCAGAUAUUUUUGCUUUGAACACUCAUUGUUAUAUACUUAAAAGAGUUUGCACUCAAGUAUGCAAAUGGCAUGCCUGGAUUUUGGUUGAGCA
This is a messenger RNA of Carya illinoinensis, 1825 nucleotides long. RefSeq names its product serine/threonine-protein phosphatase PP1-like. The coding region runs from base 540 to 1511 and encodes 323 amino acids. The record is from RefSeq and is a predicted model, not a curated record. The transcript has 4 exons. Gene Ontology annotation, cellular component: cytoplasm; nucleus. NCBI's taxonomy places the organism in Eukaryota, Viridiplantae, Streptophyta, Magnoliopsida, Fagales, Juglandaceae. Gene Ontology annotation, molecular function: protein serine/threonine phosphatase activity.